UGGUUUUUUUUUUCAAAUUUAAAUUUACACUUUCUAUUAAAUUUCCCCCAAUUUUUGAUACUUACAGAAUUUGUAUGUAAUUGGAUAUGCAAAAUUCAUUUUUCAUCAUUAAAGUUUGAAACUUGGUGAUGGGCUUCUUGUAAUUGGAAUCUAGGAGUACUUUUGUGUUGUAUGUAUGUAUAUUUUGUAUGUAUGUAUAUGUGUAAGUAGUUAAAUAUAGGGAUGGGUUUAGGAAGUGGGCUUUCAAUGGAUGAAAGUAAUGAGUUGACUUCACCACAAGAAUUUGGAGAAAAGGAAAUUAUUAAGUUAAAAAGUAAUGGAGAAUCAUUUGAAGAUGUUAAUAACUUGAUUACUAAGCGGAACGGAUUGAAAAAAUGGCGGCGGAUAACUAGGAAACUUGUUAAAAAAGAAACGAGAAACUUUAAUGGUGUGGUGAAUGUUAAUGGUGACUAUGGAUUGGGUGAUCAGUCUGGUUAUGCUACCAGGGCGGGUUCGGUGGAUAGUGAGGACCAAAGUAGUAGGUCUUCGACUUCAACUAGUGCUCCAAGGAUGAAACAUGAUGAUCAGAUUAGGAAUGGUCGACUUGAACCUGGGAAGAAGGCUCGUGGGUUUGUGGUUAAGAAGGAAAAUGCGAAUUCUGAAACGGGAUCUGACUCUAGAAGCUCAAACUUUGUGUUUGUGCAGGGUUGUAACACUUUCGUAACAAGCCAAGGUAGACAGAGUGGUAGCGGAGUUGUGAAUUACGAUGAGGAGUACAGUGAUGAUAAUCGUUUGAGUGAUGCUGAUUUUGAUCAUGUUUUACCAAAAGAUGUUGCCGCUGAGAAAUUUUGGAAGGUUAAGGAAGAAAGCACGGGGAAACAUGAGGAUGAUCUUAUGGAAUCAUUCAAAGGACUUGAUUUUGCCCACAAGGAAUUCGAGAAAGAAGUGCAAAAAUGGAAGGAUAUUGGCAAAGAUGAUCCAUCUAUCUUCGAUGACUCGAUUGAGGAUAUGCUUGAGCUAAAGGAUGCCAAGAUAUUGGAACUGGAAUCUGCCUUGAUAUCUGGAGACGCCGAGCUUCAGGAUCUUCUGAAGAAAAUAAUUCAAGCUGAGGUGGAAUAUGUAGUAAUAACUACAACAACUAAAAGAUUGACUGAAGAACCGUUGUGUGAAAUUAAACAUAACUUGCAACGAAAUUACAUAUCAUCACAAGAAAUGCAAACCACCAAGAAGCAAGGCGAGAAGUUGGAGACCACAGAAGAUGUAAAGAAACUGCACAAUAGGGUGUGUAGACUUACGUUAGGUGCCAUUAUCCAGUUGAUGCUAUUACUUGUAACUCUUUUUUACCUGAAAUUUUCGCCGAAAAGUGUAGAGGUUGUACCCACUUAAGUUAGUCAAGUAUUCCGUUGUAAAUUCAACUACUACUCUGUGUUUUUUUUUUUUUUUGGGAUUAGGGGUUCAUUUUAUUGAAUCAGUUUUUGUCUGUUUAUUUAACUUACUUUGUGAUUAUAAUAGUCAAGUUGUACUGUUGUAGUAUAAA
Erigeron canadensis is the source of this 1516-nucleotide messenger RNA. Its product is annotated as WPP domain-interacting protein 2-like. The transcript has 2 exons. The coding region runs from base 223 to 1365 and encodes 380 amino acids. NCBI's taxonomy places the organism in Eukaryota, Viridiplantae, Streptophyta, Magnoliopsida, Asterales, Asteraceae. The record is from RefSeq and is a predicted model, not a curated record.